AAAAUGGUAGAAGAGUUGUCAGUGACGCUGCCAGACAAUGUUUUGGAAGUUAUAUUUUCUUAUUUGGACCUUCACGAUCUAAGAAACUGCUCACUCGUGUGCAAGAAUUGGUACAGGUUUUUGAAUGAUGAAAAUAAUGACGUGUGGCGCUUACAUUGCAUAAGAAAAUUGGCGGAGGAAGCUCUUAAGUCAGAUUUACUUUCUUCUGUGCCAACGUAUAAAGCAAAGUUGCGUGCGUUUUAUCAUGCAUGGAAUCCAAAUGACUGUUCGAGGAACGUUUAUAUCAAACCUAAUGGAUUUACACUUCAUCGCAACCCUGUGGCGCAAAGUACGGACGCUGCCAGAGGAAAAAUUGGCUUUAGGCAUGGGAGGCAUGCAUGGGAAGUCAUAUGGGAAGGUCCACUUGGAACCGUAGCUGUAAUUGGAAUCGCAACGAAAGAAGCGCCGCUGCAGUGCCAUGGCUACGUCGCUCUUUUGGGUUCUGAUGAUCAGAGCUGGGGCUGGAACUUAGUGGAUAAUCAUCUUCUUCAUAAUGGAGAUUCGCAAGGAAACUAUCCUCUUCUGAACAACGCUCCUAAAUAUCAGGUUGGCGAAAGAAUAAGAGUUAUACUCGAUUGUGAUGAUAAUACAUUGUCAUUCGAAAAAAAUUAUGAGUUCCUUGGUGUUGCUUUCAGAGGUCUCCCAGAUAAAAGACUAUAUCCUUCGGUGUCUGCAGUGUAUGGGAACACUGAAGUUUCCAUGGUCUACCUGGGACCGCCUUUGGAUGGCUAACACAUAGUUAAUGUGACUCAAUCUCU
Messenger RNA from Schistocerca nitens (vagrant locust), 797 nucleotides. RefSeq names its product F-box/SPRY domain-containing protein 1 (gene Fsn). Gene Ontology annotation, biological process: proteasome-mediated ubiquitin-dependent protein catabolic process; synapse assembly involved in innervation. Bases 4 to 771 code for a protein of 255 amino acids. Lineage: Eukaryota; Metazoa; Arthropoda; Insecta; Orthoptera; Acrididae. The transcript is spliced from 3 exons. The record is from RefSeq and is a predicted model, not a curated record. Gene Ontology annotation, cellular component: synapse; SCF ubiquitin ligase complex. Gene Ontology annotation, molecular function: protein binding.